Haliotis rufescens (red abalone) is the source of this 735-nucleotide messenger RNA. RefSeq names its product secreted RxLR effector protein 161-like. The record is from RefSeq and is a predicted model, not a curated record. The transcript has a single exon. NCBI's taxonomy places the organism in Eukaryota, Metazoa, Mollusca, Gastropoda, Lepetellida, Haliotidae. The coding region runs from base 1 to 735 and encodes 244 amino acids.
AUGAAGGACUUUGGGAAGCUGUCAUGGUUUCUUGGACUAGAGUUCAAGUGGAAGAACAACAGUGUUGAAAUGAACCAGAAAAGACAUAUUGAGAAGAUGCUGGUGAAGUUCAACAGGAUGGACUGUAAACCCAAGACAACUCCAUGUGAUCCCGGCGCUAACAAAGAAAGGGAGACAACUGCAAUUGAACUGGGCGAUCCCAGACUCUACAGAGUGAUUGUUGGAAGUCUGAUCUAUAUUAUGACUGCUACGAGACCAGACCUGUGCUAUAUUGUGACCAAAUUGUCACAGUAUAUGGCUAAACCCACAACAACCCAUUUGGGCAUGGCAAAACACACUCUGAGGUAUAUCAAAGGUACAGCUGAACAAGGACUGACGUUUCUAAAAUCAUGUGAUCCUCUACAACUUGUGGGAUUCUGUGAUGCUGACUGGGGUUCAUCUGCAGACAGGAGAAGCAUCACUGGCUACGGAUUCCAGUUGAAAGAUAAUGGACCCUUGAUUUCCUGGAAAAGCAAGAAGCAGACGACUGUGGCAUUGUCAACGUGCGAGGCAGAGUACAUGGCAAUGGCUGCAGCAAUACAAGAGGGGAAGUUCCUGCGACAGCUGUGGAGAGAUAUGACUGGUCAGUGUAAAGGUGUAACAUUGAUGGUGGAUAAUCAGGGAGCAAUAGCACUCGCCAAAAAUCCAGUGACUCAGCAAAGAUCAAAACACAUUAUAUCAUUUCAUCAGAAAUGA